Messenger RNA from Verticillium alfalfae VaMs.102, 471 nucleotides. RefSeq lists its product with no specific name. The transcript has a single exon. The coding region runs from base 1 to 471 and encodes 156 amino acids. The record is from RefSeq and is a predicted model, not a curated record. NCBI's taxonomy places the organism in Eukaryota, Fungi, Ascomycota, Sordariomycetes, Glomerellales, Plectosphaerellaceae.
AUGGCGAAACCAAGGUGUCUCUCGCGCAUCUUCGCCAUGCUCUUCCUCGCAUAUCUCACAGCCGCCCUCCCAACAGCCGCAAACUCAACCGCCAUGACGACGACAGUCACCUCGCCCUCAGCGACAAGCACACCGAUCCCCUCCCCGGUCUACCUCCUCAUCAAUCCCGCCGCAACGCCCGCCGGCCCGCCCGACUACGACGCCCUCGUCCCCGCCGACCCGGCCACGACCCCGCGGGCCACGGCCGACCUCGCCGAGCACGGCCUCCGCCAGACGACGUACUACUCGUGCGCCACGUAUGCGACGACGACGCACUGCGGGUGGCACAGACCUCUCAUCCCCGUCGCCGCGUCGUCGGGGGCGGAGAAGACGGCCGGCGUGGGCUCUGUUGCGAUGGUGGCUGCCGCGUCGAUCGCCGCCCUGCUGGCGGUGGGGUUUCCGGGGAUCGAAUGCUUUUUCCGAAGGACGUGA